AUGCAUUGUGGGCCUCCCGACAUGGUCUGCGAGACGAAGAUCGUGGCUGCGGAGGACCAUGAGGCACUGCCGGGGGCCAAGAAGGACGCGCUGCUCGCCGCCGGCGGAGCCAUGUGGCCCCCGCUACCCGCCGCGCCCGGCCCGGCCGUCGCGCCCCCACCCGCGCCAGGUCCCCAGCCCCACGGAGGCACGGGGGGCGCGGGGCCGCCGGAGGGGCGCGGCGUGUGCAUCCGCGAGUUCCGCGCAGCCGAACAGGAGGCGGCGCGCCGCAUCUUCUACGACGGCAUCUUGGAGCGCAUCCCCAACACGGCUUUCCGCGGCCUGCGGCAGCACCCGCGCACCCAGCUGCUCUACGCCCUGCUGGCGGCCCUCUGCUUUGCUGUGACCCGCUCACUGCUGCUGACGUGCCUGGUGCCAGCCGGGCUCCUGGCCCUGCGCUACUACUACAGCCGAAAGGUGAUUCUGGCCUACCUGGAGUGUGCGCUGCACACGGACAUGGCUGACAUAGAGCAGUACUACAUGAAGCCACCUGGAUCCUGUUUCUGGGUGGCCGUGCUGGAUGGCAAUGUUGUGGGCAUCGUGGCCGCUCGGGCCCACGAAGAGGACAAUACGGUGGAGUUGCUCCGCAUGUCCGUGGACUCACGUUUCCGCGGCAAAGGCAUUGCCAAGGCUCUGGGCCGGAGGGUGCUGGAGUUUGCCAUGCUGCACAACUACUCUGCAGUGGUACUGGGCACCACAGCCGUUAAGGUGGCCGCCCACAAGCUCUAUGAGUCACUGGGCUUCAGACACAUGGGCGCAACUGAUCACUACGUGCUGCCUGGCAUGACCCUCUCGCUGGCCGAGCGCCUCUUCUUCCAGGUCCGCUACCACCGCUACCGCCUGCAGCUACGCGAGGAGUGA
Arvicola amphibius (Eurasian water vole) is the source of this 900-nucleotide messenger RNA. It is a transcript of the gene Aspnat, whose product is annotated as N-acetyltransferase 8 like. NCBI's taxonomy places the organism in Eukaryota, Metazoa, Chordata, Mammalia, Rodentia, Cricetidae. Gene Ontology annotation, cellular component: mitochondrial membrane. The record is from RefSeq and is a predicted model, not a curated record. The transcript is spliced from 3 exons. Gene Ontology annotation, molecular function: L-aspartate N-acetyltransferase activity. Bases 1 to 900 code for a protein of 299 amino acids.